UCUUACUAGCCAAACAGAUUAGCACAAAACGGAAAAAAAAAAAAAAAAAGAACGAAUAUCUUUCUAGUUUCUACCCUAUAUAUGAAACAAACCCUCCCACAAAUUUCUCCAUUAUACAAUCAUUGUCGUUUUCCCUCUCAGUCGAUAUGGAUUCACAAAACCUCAAACAGCGAACUACAACCCCAACCGCCAUUGACAGCGGUGAUACCAAGAAACCCAAUAAACGCGACACUCGGAGAAGUUCAAUGGCCAAACGCGGCCUUAGGUCUCUAGCCAUUGGGAUUAUGAUCCCCGUUUCUCUAACCCUCUUGGUGAUCUACUUGGUCUCCGGUAAAGGGUAUCGGACUAAAACGGUGCCGUUUUGGUUCCCACCUCUUUGGGUCCUGCACUCUACUUCCGUGGCUUCCAGCUCCUUGAUGGGUGUCUCAGCUUGGCUAGUUUGGGCCGAAGGUGGGUUCCACAGAAGAUCAGACGUUGUUUAUCAUUACUGGGCUCAGCUGGGCUUAAGCCUGCUUUGGGAUCUGUUUGUGUUCUGGGCUGGGCUAAGUUGGCCCGGAUUGGUUUUGGUCAUGGCAAUGUUUGGGUCUCAGGUGGGCUGUUACAAGGCCUUUAAGGAGGUUAAUCCAGUAGCUAGUCAAGUGUUAAAACCGUGUCUUGUGUGGACUGCUUUUUUAACAAUACUGAAUCUGAAGUUAGUGUUCCUUUGAAGUUUUACUUUAAGACACUUAUGGUUCGUUA
Cannabis sativa is the source of this 738-nucleotide messenger RNA. Its product is annotated as translocator protein homolog. Lineage: Eukaryota; Viridiplantae; Streptophyta; Magnoliopsida; Rosales; Cannabaceae. Gene Ontology annotation, cellular component: membrane. Bases 147 to 707 code for a protein of 186 amino acids. The record is from RefSeq and is a predicted model, not a curated record. The transcript has a single exon.